AUGCACACUAGAACUCCAGAGUCGCUCGCCACACCUCAUGUUAGCAGUAAAUUGGCGACGAUAAUUUUCAUCUUCACCCUGCUUGGGUUCGUCAUAGAGACCCAGCUUACACAAUACGUCCAAACCAGCCUCGGUUAUAGGCAGUCCUUCUUCCUUUUUUAUAUUGUACAUUCGUCCUUCGCCAUAAUAUUCCCCCUUCACCUACUGUAUCUUAUCGCCACAACGAACUACACUGCUGUAUCUCUAUUGAAAGGCCUCGCCAUCGCUAUAUCGAAUCAUCUUGUGCCGUCGCAGAAGAGUAAUGACGCCUUUAAAUUCCCCACUGCCAAAUUCCUCCGUCUAUCCCUCGCCUUAAUGGUGGGCGUAACAUGCCCUGGACUCCUUUGGUUCGCAGCUAUACCUCUUGCUUCAAUCACGGACGUGACUGCCAUCUGGAAUACCAACGCAUUCUUUGCAUACCUCAUCAGUGUCAAAGUGUUCAAGCUGAAGUGGGAGCCAAAGCGUCUUAUGGCUGUCGUUCUCGCAACAAUUGGCACGGCUGUUGUAGUCUACGGAGGCAGUAAGACAUCGGAAGAAUCUGGCGUCUCAACCACCGCACCCUCGACAUACAAGAAACCCGCCGCCCCGCUUAUAGGCAACCUUAUGACUCUCGUUGCGUCGUUCGGGUACGGCCUGUACCAGGUGCUGUAUAAAGUAUAUGCCGCACUGCCCUCGGAUCCAGAGGUCGCUGCUGAACGCGCCUACGAGCAAAUUCCCGACGAAGAGGGAGGAGACGUCUCUGUUUCUGUUGAGGUAGACGCGACAGACACGGUGUACCCUCCUCCUUUUGGGUUUCACCCCAAUUUUUUGACGUCGAUAUUGGGCGUCCUCACGUGCCUUAUUCUCUGGAUACCUCUUCCCUUUCUCCACUAUUCUGGAGCAGAGGUGUUCCGGCUUCCACCCAACCUUUACACCGCACUCUGCAUCGCUGGUAUCUCACUUAGUGGUGUAGCCUUCAAUGCGGGUUUCAUGGUUCUUUUGGGCGUCUGGGGCCCCAUUAUCGUGUCCGUUGGGAACCUCCUGACCAUCGUACUCGUGUUAAUCUCCGAUGUUCUCUUCGGCCCAGGGUUGCAAGUUAUCACUCUCUGGAGUCUCAUAGGUUCAGCAGGGAUCGUCCUGGCCUUUGGUAUCCUUGCAUACGACAUCUUCAGCAAGAGGUCUUGA
This is a messenger RNA of Cyclocybe aegerita, 1203 nucleotides long. NCBI's taxonomy places the organism in Eukaryota, Fungi, Basidiomycota, Agaricomycetes, Agaricales, Hemipholiotaceae. The record is from the annotation of a GenBank genome assembly.